Molecule: messenger RNA, 1285 nt
Organism: Schistocerca gregaria
Lineage: Eukaryota; Metazoa; Arthropoda; Insecta; Orthoptera; Acrididae
Exons: 8
Coding region: 67-1119 (350 amino acids)
Source: RefSeq, a predicted model, not a curated record
UCGUCUGGCGCGUAGACAUGAAUUUGAGUGCAGGGAACGAAUGUUUACAUAUUGGAGAAUUGUAUCAUGGAACGACGAAUUUCACAUAAAGAGAAACGUGCUUCACUUGAGGCGAAUAUUGCCACACUGUGCAGAAGAUUUAGGUUUCAUGAAGUGGAAGAACAUGUGCUGCCUAUUUUUCGCAAAGUCACUUGGAGACAAGUUUUGUAUUCGCUAAAGAGACACAGGAAAACUCUUAGUUUAGUGAAUAUUGCACAAGCACUGAUUGCAUCAGCAAAGGAUGAGCCUUUUGCAUUCCUGGAGGACAUGUAUUUCGAACUGUACCUCACACAUAAAAUUGUACACAGUAAAAGUUACACUUGGAAUGCAUUUAAAAUGAUCGGAGGUCAAGGAAAAGCUACUCUAGUGACAGAAAUGCAGAUUUCUGAAGCACUGAAGAACUCAUUCAGAUCAUUAGCUCACGCACCAAGAAUUAAAGUAAAGUUGUUUGGUUCUCUCUCUUGGAUCAUGAUUAUACAGAAGAAGCAAAAGCAUUCUGGCACAGAGUUUAAGCAGCAGCCAUUCAUUUGUGCAUAUAUCCCUGGUGAACCGUAUUUCUUUGCUUCACAAAAAAAUGUAAAACCAAACAUUUCAGAUGGGCUAUUGUCUACAUUUGGGUACAGGAGAUUAAAUGACUGCAAACUGUCAGCUCCUGAUAUUGCAUCAAUGGUAACACUGCUAAGAAAUAAAGCUGCUAAAGCGUUUGAUGCUCAUUCAGCUCAACAUUCUAUUGCUCCAUACUCUCCAGGGCCAAGUGUAGCAACAGAAGAUGGCGUGGAUUUCACUGAUGAACAGUGGAAGAUAAAUUAUGCCAAUAUUGUUUUUGGAAAAGAUUGUCCUGUGAUGAAAAAGUUCACUGUUAAGGAGGUGGGGCCCAUUGUGAAGAACAGGCAAAUGUAUCGAACUACAUUUACCAUUCGGUCAAAUGACGUAUUUCAGUGUCUAAAAGUAUUACUUGUGAAAGGUAUUCUUACAAUGCCGUUAUCACCAUAUAUUGAAAGAAUAAUAACCCUUGGGAAAAAUACAAUAAUAAUAAUGCCUCAAAAUAAUAAUACAUCACAAGUGGAAGAUCAACGCUGAAUUGAUACACAAAGUACUAGUGCACACUUCCUUGAAAGAUGUGCUGCCCAUUCAAUUAAUGUUUUGUCUGAAGACAGUAACAGUCUUCCAUGCCAUACUCUUGAAAAUGUUAUUCUCUAGUAGUUAGCAAAUACUGAUAUACUCUUCAUUAUUUUUUUUUUUGGGG